CCUUGGAGCCUGUGUGUGCGUGUGUGUGUGUGUGUGUGUGUGCGUGUGUGUGUGUGCGUGCGUGUGUGUAAUGUGGGAAGGUGCAAGGGGGGUUGGGGCAGGUAUUGCUACCUAAUUCCGUCCAGUUUUGCAGGAAGCUUGGCUUCUCGCUUCACACAGUCGGGUGGGUGUGUGUGUGUUUGUAUUUGUGUGUGUGUGUCUGUGUGUAUGUGAGAGAGAGAGAGAGCGAGAGAGAGAGAGAGAGAGAGAGAGAGAGAGAGAGUGCGCGCGCGUGUCCCCAGUAAUAAGCAUCAGUGCACUUUACUCGGGGCUCCAUCCGUAGACAGAGGGUCCAUGAUGAGAGGCUGCUCCGGCCGAUCCAAGCCGGCACAGAACCAGGGCAGAGGGGGUAAGAAGGCUUCCGCUUGCCGUCGUGUUCGUGGCUUGUAAUGCUGCGUCUGAACGCGGGAGAGUGGCGCGCGCGGAAGACGUAAACAAGAGUGGACGUGCUUGUCACGGAGACCUUUACCCUACAUAACGACAACAAGUCUCCCAACGCUGGCUUUUGGUCAAGUGGCGACGCGGCACGGCGAGUGACGUCACUGACGUGGAGAUAGCGCGAUAGAGUGGGAGGCUGAGACGGAGGCUCAGAGGCUCUCAAGCUGCAUCCUCGUCGAGCUGCCGCGAUGAAACCCCGGUCACCUUCGGAGCAGCAUCACGGGAAAAGACCCCGUGCGUCUCCCGCGGCGGCCUCCACGUCGCCGCAAGACGGAAUGGAGGAUACAACGCCGCCGAAUUCUCGAGAACUCACCCAAAACCCCCUGAAGAAGAUAUGGAUGCCGUGUAAAAAUGGCCUUCCCGAGAGGCACAUUUCUCAAAGGAAGGUAUGUAUGACCAACUGUCCGACCCUGAUAGUGACGGUGGGCCUUCCUGCCAGGGGGAAGACUUACAUCUCAAAGAAGCUGACCCGCUAUCUGAACUGGAUAGGGGUUCCCACCAGAGAGUUCAAUGUAGGACAAUAUAGGAGAGAGUGUGUGAAGAUCUAUAAGUCCUUUGAGUUCUUCCGUCCAGACAAUGAGGAAGGGUUAAAGAUCAGAAGACAAUGCGCUUCGGCAGCUUUGAACGAUGUGCGACAGUACCUCACAGAAGAAGGAGGUCAAGUUGCGGUUUUUGAUGCUACAAACACCACCAGAGAAAGGAGAGAAACCAUCAUUGAGUUUGCAGAGCAAAAUGGCUUCAAGGUGUUCUUUGUUGAAUCUGUAUGUGAAGACCCAGAUGUCAUCCAGGAGAACAUUGUGCAAGUGAAGCUGGGCAGCCCUGACUACACUAACUGCAACACUGAAGAGGCAGUGGAAGACUUUAUGAAGAGGAUUAAGUGUUAUGAAAACUCUUAUGAGACCCUGGAUGAGGUCUUGGACAGGGAUCUCUCCUACAUCAAAAUCAUGGAUGUGGGUCAGCGGUUUCUGGUCAACCGGGUAUUGGACCACAUCCAGAGUCGGAUUGUCUACUAUCUCAUGAACAUCCACAUCACGCCUCGCUCCAUCUACCUGUGCCGCCAUGGUGAGAGUGAGCUCAAUGUCAAGGGCUGCAUCGGAGGAGACUCUGGUCUCACACUGAGAGGAAAGGAGUUUGCCAAAAAGCUGAGCCAGUUCAUCCAGGCUCAGGGCAUCAGCGACCUGAAGGUAUGGACCAGUCAAAUGAAGAGAACCAUCCAGACCGCAGAGGCUCUCGGUGUGCCUUACGAACAGUGGAAGGUCCUCAACGAGAUUGAUGCCGGUGUGUGUGAGGAGAUGAUGUAUGAGGAGAUUCAAGACAACUACCCUCUAGAGUUUGCACUGCGGGAUCAGGACAAGUACCGUUACCGCUACCCUAAAGGAGAGUCCUAUGAGGACCUGGUGCAGCGCCUGGAGCCCGUCAUCAUGGAGCUGGAGAGGCAGGAGAAUGUGCUGGUCAUCUGUCACCAGGCCGUCAUGCGCUGCCUCCUGGCCUACUUUCUGGACAAGACAGCAGAGGAGCUGCCCUACCUGAAGUGCCCGCUUCACACCGUGUUGAAGCUCACUCCUGUGGCCUACGGCUGUAAGGUUGAGUCCAUUGGCCUCAACGUAGAUGCUGUCAACACACACAGAGAGAAACCAGAGAACGUGAACGUCCAUCGGACGACAGAGGACGCCCUGCGGACCGUCCCUGCUCACCUCUGACACUUUGCUGCGGCCCCCGUGAGCCUCGUGUUUCCCUCGUGGUGCCCUUUUGUUGCGUUUUCCCUCCUUAGGGUGCACUUCCUGUCGACGUAGGUGACUGUCAGGGUGAAGUGCCUCUGAUACAUACACACACAUGUAGCUCUUAGGUACGAUAUGAAGGAGUGCAACUGAUUUGAAGUUUUGCACAUUGUGGUCACAUUUGCUCCAGUAUGAUAUCUGUGUCCAAAUUGUACUUUAGUGCAACAUUUUUUAAAGUACUGUAUAUUUGUAAUUAUCGCUAUGGGUGUCAUCAAAUAAUCAUUUGCUUCAUAUUUUAAUCGCUUUAAUGUGCAAUCAUCGUUUUUGUGAACGUGUCCUCCGUGUUUAAUGUGCAAUUUGAAGGUUCCAAACCUACUGUACCUGGAAGACAAUACUAUGAAACCUUUCAUCUUUGUGAAGUGCUCAUUCACUUCUGGAUGAAUGAAAUGACUGGAAUCUUAUGAACAACGGCCUUUCACCUCAGUUGUUUCCACUAACUUGUCUUUUAUGUUUCACCUAAAGCAGAUGUACUGCCAUUAGAGUGCGAGUUCUAAUUCUCCAUCAUGCUGGAAAUUUAUUUGUGCAGAAUGCAUGCGUGUCCUUGUGGGUUAAUAGUUAAAGAAAAAAGAAAGUCGAUCUAAGCCUGUGACUGCACCUCUGUUGAAAUACAAUAAAAGUAAUUUUUCCACAAUGACAAAUGCUGUUUAUAAUAUGAUAUGAUGAUAAGCUGACAAAAAUCCUUUCUGCAACAUAUUCAUUGAUUAAAACCACUUUAAUCCUA
Phyllopteryx taeniolatus (common seadragon) is the source of this 2976-nucleotide messenger RNA. It is a transcript of the gene pfkfb4a, whose product is annotated as 6-phosphofructo-2-kinase/fructose-2,6-biphosphatase 4a. NCBI's taxonomy places the organism in Eukaryota, Metazoa, Chordata, Actinopteri, Syngnathiformes, Syngnathidae. Gene Ontology annotation, cellular component: cytosol. The record is from RefSeq and is a predicted model, not a curated record. The coding region runs from base 666 to 2177 and encodes 503 amino acids. Gene Ontology annotation, molecular function: 6-phosphofructo-2-kinase activity; fructose-2,6-bisphosphate 2-phosphatase activity; ATP binding. Gene Ontology annotation, biological process: fructose metabolic process; fructose 2,6-bisphosphate metabolic process. The transcript is spliced from 15 exons.